GGCUCGGCACGGCCUACGCAGCGCAGAUAACUCUACUUGCACCUGCUUAUGAUUUACCGCACGGGAUAUCCGACGUUCGCACAGCACAGACGCCCUAGUCCAUCCGAAUCGAGCUAGAGCGCUUCGUCGUCCGACUUUCUCGACGGCGACCCCACCGUCUAUCAUACAAGCCUUGGCCCCGAGCCUCCGCGCCACUGUCCAGGCCCUCCUAGCCGGGAACGUGAAGAAUAUCCGCACGCCCCAAAGGACUUCUUCCAGCGCCCGUGACCCUUCCCAACCUCUUCCCUUCACCUUGCCUUUCCCCGUGACCGUUUUGUUCGCCGUUCUGUCCCUCUCUUCGCCGUCUUUCCUUCCUUCCUACCCAUGACCCAUGCCGCAAGCCCUUACCCUCUUCCCUGUUGACACUUUCCCUUCCUGUCUCCCCCGUGUCCCUGUUUGUCGCUCCUCGUGCCUCUAUUUGUUCACCCCGUGUCCCAUCCUGUCCCCUCCCGGUGACCUCCCCAUCGCACCUCAGAUCGCAUUGUCGUCGCGCCGCGGACCUUAUCUCUAACCUUCUCUUCUCGUCCUUCCAUAGCGCUCUAUAGAGUUCUGACCCCAUACGUCUUGGCUCGAUACAACCAAGAGUGACGCACGCCUGCUGACUCGACACGCACCUCGGUCGCCCAGUCCUAGCCCAGUCACUGGGCAUGGCGCGUUCUGACGUGCGCGGGAUCGCACUCAAGGCGGACGCGAUAGUGCAUUCAAGGCGAAUGCGGCGUAUCAGGGUUUGGGCGUCGUAGCGCCUUGAUACGCCGCCGACGGAGCGAGGAACGAUUCGCGACGCCAGUGGGCUAGCCACCCUUCAUCCUAUGCGCUAUAGAACCAUCUUAGCCUGCUCCAAGUACCCUCUGGCACCUGUUCCCGUCUAUCCGAAGAGACGCGAGCUAAGGGUUUUAUUCUCGGUCCCGCUCGACGUUUGGACUGUGUAGAGAGGACGCGACGAC
Schizophyllum commune H4-8 is the source of this 983-nucleotide messenger RNA. RefSeq lists its product as uncharacterized. The record is from RefSeq and is a predicted model, not a curated record. The transcript has 2 exons. The coding region runs from base 371 to 550 and encodes 59 amino acids. Lineage: Eukaryota; Fungi; Basidiomycota; Agaricomycetes; Agaricales; Schizophyllaceae.